Molecule: messenger RNA, 3576 nt
Organism: Bombina bombina (fire-bellied toad)
Lineage: Eukaryota; Metazoa; Chordata; Amphibia; Anura; Bombinatoridae
Product: poly(A) polymerase gamma
Exons: 7
Coding region: 61-843 (260 amino acids)
Source: RefSeq, a predicted model, not a curated record
UUUAAAAUAGCGCUUAUCGAUCUUGUUUUUGCAGUGUAUCGUCAAGCAAAUAAUAUACACAUGCUAAAGAAAGGGAUGAAGAUUGAAGCAACUCAUGUUAAAAAGAAACAGCUUCACCACUACCUCACUACAGAAAUUCUUCAGAAGAGAAAAAAGCAAAGUGUUCCAGAUAUUAAUAGAUCAGCCUCUGGCUUAUCGAAACGAUCAUCACUGGAUGGAAAUUGCUUAGAUAGUUCCAGAGAUACAGACACAGGAACACCUUUUGAGUCCCCUUCUUCAUGUAACAGAACAUCUAGAUCUGAUAGUCCUACCUUAACAGACACACACAGGUUGGCUGAGCAUGCUCCUUCAGAGACUAAUCCAGGAAACUAUAUCCCCGUCAUUGGAUCACAGUCCAGCUCAGCUGUUCCUGUAAAGCCAAUUGCUCAGUCUGGUUGUUCAAUUCCUACUGUAGUUGGACGUAAUGUGAUUCCAAUUGUAGCCUCUCCUCCAAACCAUUCCCAGGGGCAAAAUCAUGUAAAUGGUAUGGUAAAUCUUAGUCCAAAAAGUUCUUCAACUAAAAGAGCUCAUCCGCCUUGUUUGGAAGGAUCCCCAAAACGAAUAAAGGAUACAGAAAAGUUCCUAGGAAUGUCAGAAUCUGCAUUUGUAGAGCCUUGUCAUGAAGUGGACAGAAGCUAUCAAUCUGUGGAAAGAAUCUAUGCAGAAGCUAUGCCUAUUCCUACUAUUGAAAGCACUAGAUCACAGAGGCUGCAGAGUAACGAGCUUCCGGAUGCCUCUUCUCCUGUGCCAACCAGUAAUAUUCGUGUUAUUAAAAAUUCCAUCAGACUGACUCUAAAUCGGUAACCACAAUCCUGCAAUUAGGUAAUUUGAUAAUAUGCAAUAACUUGGCAGCUAACAUUUUUGCAAUGACUGCAUGUAAUGCUACCCUGAAUCAAUGUAUAAAAAUCAUGAAUUUUCUAUACUUGAAACUCAUGGUGCUCUCCUUAAUGCUGAGUUUUCUUAUGCUGCCAAAAUAUUAUGGUUAAAGGUUUUAUAGUCUUUUAGGAUUUACCCAUUUCUAUAUCAAUCAAUGAAAAGAAAAAAAAUUGGAAAAAAAAAUCAUAUGUGGUCAGUGUUUAAUAGACUUUAUAUUUUUGUUAUUGUAAUUAAAAACCUGUUUAAAAAUGCUUAAAAAAAAUGUAUGUCAUGUCAACAUGUCUGAUUAUCACUUUUUGUUUGUAUGUAUGUCUGAGAUGCAUGUUAGCAUAGGUGAGAACAUUGAUUAGCCAUUUAUUUUUCUCACAAAUCAAGACUUCUAAAUGUAUUUAUAGUAUUUUGAGUUAGAAGAGCCAUUAUCGUGAAAAAAACACAUGCCCUUCAUUCUUUAGACCAGCGUUUCUCAACUGCGGUCCUCAAGUACCCCCAACAGUCCAAGUUUUCAUUAUAGCUGGACUAAAGCACAGGUGAAAUAAGCUGAUCAGUAGCCAUGGUAACUAGCCUGCUCUCACCCAAUCAGCUGAUUAUUUUACCUAUGUUCAGCUAUAAAGAAAAUGUGAACUGUUGGGGGUACUUGAGGACCGCCAUGGGGUUUAACAUAGGUAAAGUACCACUCAGAAGCUGCAGAGAACAAUCAGUAGCACUAGUUAUACUAGCAUUGUUGAUUGGCUCAGUAGCUAUUCCAUCCAGGCCUAUAGUUCUCUGGCUUCUAAGUGGUACUUUAUCUUUCAGGAGUGUUCUACGUUCUGUGGGUUUGUUUUUAAAUAAAUAUAUAUUUCAAACUCACUUCCUCAGUAUGUUUUGACAGCUCAAUUGAGUAUUUAAAAUUAUAUUCAAUAUCAAAUUAAGGUUUCCCUACAUUAUGCUCUGAAAAUUUCAAACUAGUAAUAUCUCACCUAGAAAGAUUUAAAAAGUUUUUUUUUUAAUUACACAGAUUUAACAAUGUUAAAAGAUUGAUCAGAAAAUGUAUACAUUUGUUUGUACCUGCUUUUUUUUAGAACUUGUUUAGGGUACUGCGAUAUGUUUUAUACAGAUUUUUGGGGGCAAGUGUUGCUUUUAAAUCAAAAAUUUGACCAGCCAUUUACUGAAACAUUGUAUAAAAUUCUGAUCUUCUGGUUCUGGAAUGUUGGUGUGUGCCAUUGAGGGGGAAGUUCUCUACUGCAAUGAAAACGUUGUCUCCUGUGGAGGCUCAUAAGAUUUCAAAGAACACUUAGAUUAACCACCAGCAAAGUGUGUCACUGGCAGUUUUCAAUUUUAUUUUUUCUAUAUAAGAAUGUUUAAUUUAUUUACCACAAAACAUGCUAUAAAAUACAAGUCCACAUUAAGUACUGUAAUAUUUUUAAAAAAAAAUUAUAAAAAAAAGUCCUAUACCUUCUCCCACCCACAUUCCCUGCAAAAAGAUGAAUUUACAGACUGAAUGUUAUGUACCCUUGCAGAACAAAGAUGCUUAAGAAAUUUGCAAUCUGUGGUAUACUUAAAGGGACACUGAACCCAAACUUUUUCUUUUGUGAUUCAGAUAGAGUAUGCAAUUUUUAUCAACUUUCUCAUUUAUUCCUAUUAAAUUUUCUUCAUUCUCUUGGUAUAUGUAUUUGAAAAGCAAGAAUGUAAGUUUAGAUGUUGGCCCAUUUUUAGUGAACAACCUGGGUUGUUCUUGCUGAUUGGUGGAUAAAUUCACUCACCAAUAAACAAAUGCUGUCCAGGGCUGAACCAAAAAUUGUCUGGCUCCUUAGCUUAGAUGCCUUCUUUUUCAAAAAAAAGAUAGCAAGAGAACGAAGAAAAAUUGAUAAUAGGAGUAAAUUACAAAGUUGCUUAAAAUUGCAUUCUUUAUCUGAAUCGUGAAAGAAAUAAUUUGGGUUUGGUGUCCCUUUAAGGCUGAUCUAGUAUUAACGUAUAAAAAUGUAUCUGUUCUGAUCUACCCAAAAAUCCUACUUUAUUUUUUUUCUUUCACAUUUGCUGGCAGGUGGGCCUAUUUCUUGGAACAUAAUAAAAAAAAAAAAAUUGUUCAGUCAGUAAAGGGUUUCUUAAAGUGAUAUGAAACUCAAAAUUUUUCUUUCAUGAUUUAGAUAUGGUUACAAUUUUGAACAGCUUACUAAUCAAACUUGCUCCGUUCUCUUGGUAACCUUUGAAUGAUGAGUAGGGCACUACUGAAAGCUAGCUGAUCACCAGCUAGCUCCCAAUAGUGCAUUGCUGCGCCUGAGCCUAUCUAGGUAUGCUUUUUCAACAAAAGAUACCAAUAGAACAAAGCAAAUUUUAUAUAAUAGAAGUAAAUUGUAAAUUAGUUUAAGAUUGGAUCCUCUAUCUGCAUCAUGAAAGUUUAAUUUUGACUUUACUUACUCUUUAAAAGCAUGGGAUAGAAUUUGGCUAAGGAAACUGUCUUUUCACCUUUCCAAAACCAAAUGCUUUUCCUACAGUUCUAAGUCUGACCUAUGAGUUUCGCAAAGCAUUACUAUAGCUUAUACAUGCUUGUUUUAUGUAGAUACCAUAUUUCUGUUUAACUCAGUUUUUUUUUGUAAAAUAAACCAUAUGUAUGCAAAAAAUAUUUCUAUGUAAAUUAAUAUACCACAUUUUCCAAGCAAAAAAAAUAAAACACCAUGUUUUUUU